GAGCGGAGAUCAGCCGCAGAAGGAAGGAGGACCGGAGCUAAACCACACUUCAGGAUGGCGUCUGCAAAUGCCACAUAUGGACAGAAGGAGUCCUCAGACCAGAACUUUGAUUACAUGUUUAAAAUCCUCAUCAUUGGCAACAGCAGCGUUGGAAAGACGUCCUUCCUUUUCCGCUACGCAGAUGAUUCAUUCACACCAGCCUUCGUGAGCACGGUGGGCAUCGACUUCAAGGUCAAGACCAUCUACAGGAACGACAAGAGGAUAAAGCUGCAGAUCUGGGACACCGCUGGACAGGAGCGCUACAGGACGAUCACCACAGCUUAUUACAGGGGAGCCAUGGGCUUCAUCCUCAUGUAUGACAUCACCAACGAGGAAUCCUUCAACGCGGUGCAAGACUGGUCGACUCAGAUCAAGACGUACUCCUGGGACAAUGCUCAGGUGCUCCUGGUGGGGAACAAGUGUGACAUGGAGGAUGAACGAGUGGUGGCUGCAGAGAGGGGCCGGCAGCUGUCAGAGCAGCUCGGUUUCGAGUACUUUGAAGUGAGCGCCAAAGACAACGUAAACGUGAAGCAGACCUUCGAGCGGCUGGUGGACAUCAUCUGUGAGAGGAUGUCAGAGAGUCUGGACAACAACGACCCGUCUGUCACUGGGAAUAAACCGGGGCCGCAGCUCAGCGAGCAGCCCCAGAGGUCCAGUCAGGAUUGUGCUUGCUAAACACACAACUACACACACACACAAAAACACGCACACUCAGAUUGCUAUCCUGAAAACCACACACCUUAUUUUUCAGUUUCUCUUUUGCGUUCUCUUUAUUUCUUAUAAGCUCACACACACACACACACACACAAGCACUGCCAUACAGUCACACAACCUGGCUGCUUCAAUUCUCCCCCCUCUCACUACAUGAAGAGCACCGGACACAUGAGUCUGCUUUCACCAGAGGGAAAAUGUUUUCUGAGAUGCUGUCCGAAGGUUUUUGUUUAUUAAAUGUGGUAAUUUGGUCAAAGGGGUGAAGAAAGUUCAACAAAGGUUUCAACAAUCCUGUGUACACACACACACACACACACACACACACAC
This is a messenger RNA of Limanda limanda (common dab), 1077 nucleotides long. It is a transcript of the gene rab3aa, whose product is annotated as RAB3A, member RAS oncogene family, a. The record is from RefSeq and is a predicted model, not a curated record. Gene Ontology annotation, cellular component: axon; synaptic vesicle membrane; plasma membrane. Gene Ontology annotation, biological process: regulation of exocytosis; maintenance of presynaptic active zone structure; axonogenesis. The transcript has 5 exons. Bases 55 to 714 code for a protein of 219 amino acids. Lineage: Eukaryota; Metazoa; Chordata; Actinopteri; Pleuronectiformes; Pleuronectidae. Gene Ontology annotation, molecular function: GTP binding; GTPase activity.